UUUCGAAAUACAACAAAAGAGUUUUUGCAGCAGCAGCAAAAUCAGUACAGUGGUUUUUCUUUUGAUUUUUCCUGAUCGCGAAGCAAUUUUUGUGCAAUUGAUCAGCAGAAAUUCUGCUCGGGAAUUCGUGCAUUCCUUCUGUACAUUGGCAAUAAACCUGGCAGUGCUGUUUUAAGCGUUGAAUUACAUCCGGAAGCAUACCUAGAGCUGAUUGGGGGCGUUUCGAUUUUUUUUUUUCCCUUCAUUCUCAUCUCGUUUGCUCUACACUCUGUUUUUGUUUCACUAUUGUGCAUCGUUAGCAUCCAUUAUCGACGAACUUUUCGUAGAAGGUGAUAAAAAAGAAACAAAGUCGUUCUUGUUCAAGAACAGUGAUAGCGAACAGGAAGAGCGCAACGUCUGACCGACGUCAACGACGAUGGAGUACGAAAGCGUUCUGCUGGUGAAACAGGAAGUGUUUGUUUACAAAAUUCCUCCGAGGCAGAGUAAUCGGGGCUACCGGGCAGCGGAUUGGAACCUAGGUGAACCGACCUGGACGGGACGGUUGCGAAUGGUUUCGAAGGGGAAAACCUUAGCUGUCAAGCUGGAGGAUAAAACCAGCGGAGCACUGUUUGCUAAUUGUCCCGUCGAAGCGUACCCGGGAGUAGCCAUCGAGUCUGUCUCGGACAGUUCUCGAUAUUUCGUGCUGAGGAUACAGGAUGAUAACGGUCGAAAUGCAUUCAUCGGACUGGGCUUCGGCGAUAGAUCCGAUUCGUUCGACUUGAACGUGGCAUUGCAGGACCAUUUCAAGUGGGUUAAAAACGAGGAACAGAUUGAGAAGGAAAAGGUCGAGCCUAAGCAACAGUUGGAUCUGGGUUUCAAGGAGGGAGAAACUAUAAAAAUCAAUAUGAAAAUCACGAAGAAAGACGGCUCGGAGACAAGUUCACGCUCGGGUGGAGCGAAGAAAGCAGGCGGAUUGGGACUAUUGCCUCCACCACCGGGAGGCAAUAAGGUUGCGGGACCUCCGUCAGCUGCUUCGCCGUCCCAUCAACCUGCGGCAGGACCCGGAGGACAGACGGAAUGGGGCGAAUUUACUUCUGCUGGUGCAAAACCCCCUACAACAGCGACAACGCCAAGCAAAACCAACGCCAACUGGGUACAGUUUUAAGAAAAGCGGUUAGAGCGGAUCUACCCUUAACGUUCAGUGUUCUAGCAGAAAAGUAAAUCGUCAAAACGGGCUAAUUGUUAUCAUGCCCUCAUGCAUAUAUAU
Messenger RNA from Topomyia yanbarensis, 1246 nucleotides. RefSeq names its product NECAP-like protein CG9132. The transcript is spliced from 4 exons. Gene Ontology annotation, cellular component: membrane; clathrin vesicle coat. Bases 416 to 1144 code for a protein of 242 amino acids. The record is from RefSeq and is a predicted model, not a curated record. Gene Ontology annotation, biological process: endocytosis. Lineage: Eukaryota; Metazoa; Arthropoda; Insecta; Diptera; Culicidae.